GAAAUCAGUUAUAACUUUAGGUACUCGUCUUAGAAACAGGAACUACUGCACAAUUACCCAAUACUUGUAAGGUUUCCAGCUAAAUGUGAUACAAGACGGCCGCAGGACUUCACAUAUUAUAACGGCAGAGCUUCGGUGGAGAGGCUGGUGGCUCAGGAUGUCACGGAUUCCACUCUCUCUACUCUUCAUCUUCAUGCUGACGGAUCUGGUUUACAAUGAGGAACCUUUCCAUUUCAUGUAUCCUAUCAACAACAUUGCAGUUGGGGGAAAAUAUGUCAUAGUUGCCACUGAGAAUUGUCUGUACCAAUUUACUUACACUCUGCGUUGGCUAAAAACAACUGGACCGCAGGGGAACAAUGACACAAUCUGCAUGAGAGAUCAAAAGCGUGACCACAAUACGACUUAUAACAAAAUCUUACUUGUCUACAAUGACACUGUGCUGACGUGCUGGAAUAAGAAAGAAGGAUUCUGUAGGGAUCUACAUAUCGACAACUUAAAGCCUGCAGGAGAAAUUGUAACAGGUGUGGUGCCCCAGGACCCAAAGCAUCCUGCUAGAGGUUUAAUAUUCUUUGCAGAACAGUCCAUCAACUUAUUUGUCGCAACAUUUCCUAAUAAAGAGUUAAGAACAAUCAUUUUAAGAACAAAAGAUAUUAAUGGCACGUUUAUAAUUGAUAAUGAAGCACUUUCUGUUUUAUUGAAGGCUAGAGCACCAGAUCUGAACUAUGUUGAUGCAUUCCACUGGAAGAACAUGUUCAUCUUCCCUUAUUACCCGUCUGUUGGUGGCAGUCCCAGGGUUGUCGUGUUACAUGCAGAUACAACGACUGUCACAUUUCAUACCCAGUCCAAUCUCAUAUGUGGGAGCAACCCACAAAGAAAAAUCAUCUUAUCUUCAUUUGCAUUUGAGUCUUCAGAAGGUCUCCUCUGGGCAGGAAUAUUUACUACAAACAACACAGCGUCCAUAGACAGAACCGCAUUAUGCAUUUUUAAUUUCACUGUCCUGAAGACACGAACCAGAACAUGUAUCAAUGAAGACUUUGACUUUAACUAUAACAGUUAUAAUUGUAGAAAUUUUAGUGAUAUCAUGCCAAUACAUCGAACUCCAAUACUCACCCAUGGAGACCUAACUGGUGUGCACGUAAAAGAAGUGGAAAAGAGACUAGUAUUCUUUCUUGGGACUGGAAAUGGAAAAUUACUUAAGACUCAGGUUACUUUAAACUCAAAUUACACUGCAAACUGCCCAGAAGUAUUGUACACAUUUACAAAUGAAGCUCCGGUAUUCCAUACCAUUCCCAUGGACCCUGUUGACAUAAACUAUCUAUAUGUUGCCACUGUUAAAGAAAUAAAACGUCUGAAGAUUGCAAAUUGUGAACAACGUAAAUCAUGUAAUGAUUGCUUAUCAGCAAAUGAUCCACAUUGUGGAUGGUGUCCUUCAGAGAGCAGGUGUACCAUGAAGACUGAAUGUGGAGCAUCCACAGCACUGGGGAAAUGGAUAGGAAUUUCAGAGGAAUUUGGAAAAUGCCUAAAAAUUAAAGCUUUUCCCAAAAAUGGAAAGAUUGCAGUAAGCAUUGAGAAAAACCCUUCACUGUUUGAUCGCAAUGCGCCCUGGAAUUGUGAAAUUAUAAAUAAAGACACAGGAGAAACCCUUUGCUCAGGCAAAAGUGAGGCUCCAUCUUUGAACUGUUCCUGCCAGUUAUCUGCACAGAAAACAUAUGAAACAGCCACAUUAACUGCCGCAGCAAAGAGUGGAAGCACAGCUAUCUCAGCACAGUUCCAGUUUCAAAAGUGCUCACAGUACACCGAAUUCAGUUGCUUGGAUUGCAUAUCAAGUGGUUGCCUAUGGUGCACCAAAACAUCUAAGUGUACAUCCCCACUGAGUCAAUGUGAAAAUAAUGAUUAUGUAGAUGAGAACAAAUGCAGAUUGAUUGAAGAAAAUGCAGCACAGGGAUCUUCAUCUAAUGUCACCAUUGAGUUUGUAGAAGUUGACAGGCUUCUUUCAGUGGGAAAGAAAAAUGUCCUCAUUGGUGGUAAAAAUUUUCAGGGGCUAUCAAGGGUCUAUUUAUUUGGUACCAGCAGCUGCAAACCUCAGGUAUUGAAAGUUUCCCGUCACAUAAAUAGCACACAUGCCGAGAUCACUCUGCCGGAAAGUCAAAAUGAAGUCAAGAGACUUUGUGUAGAUUUUCAUGGAAAUUGUUACAACAAAAGUAUUUCAUAUGAAUCAGCGUCAUGUUCUGCCAUUGCUCCAAAUAAUACCUGGCUCAGUGGUGGUCGAAAACUCAGGAUAUCUGGUAGAAAUCUGGACUUAAUAGAUGGUAUCACCAUUUCAAAGAACGUGAUUCUAAAAAACAGGAGUGAGUGCUUAGGAGAUUCAUCUCACUGCUAUUUUAUAGCUCCAAAAAUAGGUGAAUCUGCACAGACUUACCAUGUGAAACUAGCCAUUCAAGAAAGUACUGCGACGUGUGGAGAAAUCAUUUACAAGGAGGACCCUACUUUCAUAAAAUUCGUUACACUAAAUAAAAAUGAUAAUGAGAUUGAAGUCAUAAUAGAGAAAACAGAGGAUGAACUGGAAAUCCAGGCUCAUGAAAUCGAAGUCCAAAUACAUUACAUCGAAGAGGUACCAAGCUGGAACUCAUGUAAUAUAACAGCUAUCAAUCAGAAAUCAAUACAUUGUAAAGCAAGGAAGGUUUCAAAAAAAAAAUUUAAUUCUGAAGAAAUAUGGAUUGAGGUUAUAUUAGGCAACUUUAAAACGGAAAUAAAAGCACUCAACCCAAGCACUGCUCCAUAUUAUUUCAUCUUCCUGGUUAUUCCGCUUCUUGUAAUUGUAGUUAUUGCUGCCAUUUUCAUCACAAGACACAAAUCCAAAAAACUGAGCCAGAAACUGAGCAAAGAGCUUGAAGAACUGGAGUGUGAAAUAAGGAAAGAGAUUCGUGAAGGUUUUGCAGAACUCCAGACAGAUAAAGAAGUUGUGACCGUGGAAUCAAUAGGGACCAUUCCAUUCUUUGACUACAGACAUUUUGCUUUAAACACUUUAUUUCCUGAGGUUGACAAAACUAAACAAGAUUUAUGUGAAAAACUAUGUGAAAAUAUUCCAUCACCAUUCCAAACCAGAAAGUCAACUCAAGAUGAGGAAAUAGUAAAUACUCUGAAGACAUUAUUCGAGAAUCAAAAUUUCCUGGUUCUACUCAUCCACACCUUGGAAAAACAGACUGAUUUCUCAAUCAAGGAUCGAUGUAUGUUUGCAUCCUUCCUGACCAUUAACUUUCAGAGUAAUCUACUCUAUCUCACUGGGCUACUUGAAAGACUGAUUAAAGAUCUCAUUGAGCAAUCAAGUAACAAACAGCCAAAGUUGAUGCUAAGACGAACAGAGACAGUUGUUGAAAAGCUAUUGACCAACUGGAUGUCUACUUGUCUGUAUGGCUUUCUGAGAGAAUCUGUGGGAGAACCAUUGUACAGUUUGGUUUCUACAUUAAAUCAGAGGAUUCACAGAGGCCCAAUAGAUGCAGUAACAUGUAAAGCUCUCUACACUUUGAGUGAAGACUGGUUGUUGUGGCAGAUAACAGAAUUUAGUAGUGUGGAGCUAAAUGUCCAUUUUCCAAAAACAUCAGAACACGAAGACGAAGAUACCAGUCAAUAUCUUAUAGUAACAGUUUUAGAUUGUGAUACAAUUGGACAAGUGAAAGAAAAAAUUCUUCAAUCUUUCAAGAUUAAUAAAGGAUAUUGUUUUGAACAUCCACUUUGUGAUAUUGGUUUAGAGCUUCACCACGGUCAGACAUUUAAGGAGCUCUCAGACAUAGAUUCUUCUAAUGUAGUGAUGGACGGUAACAUUAAAAAGUUAAACACCAUAAAACAUUAUCAGAUUGAUAAUGGUGCAACAAUUAAACUCAUUGUGAAAAAAAAUGGUGACCUACCAGAUAUGGAAUAUUCCAGGGACCAUUAUUGUCAUUUGGAAAUGCCUGAAUCUGGGGAAAUAGAACUACAUAAUCAUGAAAACAGAGGCAAACACAAGUUUAAAGUAAAGGAAUUAUAUUUGACAAAGCUGCUUUCCACAAAGGUUGCUGUACAUUCUGCUGUAGAGAAGCUGUUUAGAAGCAUUUGGACAGUCCCUCACAAUAAGCCUCCGUUAGCCAUAAAAUACUUUUUUGAUUUCUUGGAUGCCCAAGUAACAAUAAAAAAAAUCACUGAUCCUGAUGUGGUACAUAUUUGGAAGACAAAUAGUCUUCCUCUGCGGUUUUGGAUUAAUAUAUUGAAAAAUCCACAAUUUGUCUUGGACAUAAAAAAGACAGCUCUUCUGGACAUCUGCUUGUCAGUGAUUGCUCAGGCUUUCAUGGAUGGAUUUUCUCUUGCAGAGCAUCAAUUAGGAACGUCAGCUCCAACUAACAAGCUCCUUUAUGCAAAAGACAUCCCUUUGUUCAAAGAAGAAGUUAAAGCUUACUAUAAAGAAAUUCGAGAUACUCCUACAUUAUCCUCCACAGAGUUGACUGACUUCUUGACUUCAGAGUCAAAGAAACAUGAGAAUGAAUUUAAAGACGAUGUGGCUGUGAAGGAACUUUUUAAGUAUAUUGAGAAAUACUUUGAUGUGAUUAUAAGCACCCUGGAGAAGGAGACUGGCUUUGACUCAGAAGUGAAGGAGUUGCAGAAGCUGAAAAAAAUACUUGCAGACAAAAAUAAAUGUGCGUGGGAAUAGUGACGCCACAAGUAUAUGCAGCAUUGAUCCUUAAUCUACAUGGACAGAUGAAAGUCUGGCUUUUAGAUCUGAAGAUUUUAUAUAUAUAUAUAUAUAUAUAUACAUACAUUUUGAAAUAUAUGCUGCUUACUUCAUAUUGUGAACACUGCUUUACAAUUAAGUUAUCGUUUCUAUUUUCCUGGAAAUCUUGAAUAACAAAAUGUUAUUAUAAAUGUAAUAUUGUAAAU
This is a messenger RNA of Bufo bufo (common toad), 4908 nucleotides long. RefSeq names its product plexin C1 (gene PLXNC1). Gene Ontology annotation, cellular component: semaphorin receptor complex. NCBI's taxonomy places the organism in Eukaryota, Metazoa, Chordata, Amphibia, Anura, Bufonidae. Bases 158 to 4681 code for a protein of 1507 amino acids. The record is from RefSeq and is a predicted model, not a curated record. The transcript is spliced from 31 exons. Gene Ontology annotation, biological process: regulation of cell migration; negative regulation of cell adhesion; regulation of GTPase activity. Gene Ontology annotation, molecular function: semaphorin receptor activity; protein binding.